Molecule: messenger RNA, 1944 nt
Organism: Acromyrmex echinatior (Panamanian leafcutter ant)
Lineage: Eukaryota; Metazoa; Arthropoda; Insecta; Hymenoptera; Formicidae
Gene: Gale
Product: UDP-galactose 4'-epimerase
Biological process (GO): beta-D-galactose catabolic process via UDP-galactose, Leloir pathway
Cellular component (GO): cytosol
Molecular function (GO): UDP-glucose 4-epimerase activity
Source: RefSeq, a predicted model, not a curated record
CAAUCAAUGACAAUAAUGACUAAAAAAGAUUUCGCAUCUAUAGCUAGACUAUUCGUAUGACCGCAGUAAAUAAAGAUACGAUCACAUUGCAUAAUUAUUACCUAAAUACCUGGUUGAGGGUUGAGUCAAUAUAAAAAAAUAUUGCGACCAUAUGCAUAACGCAAGGUGAAGAGAAAAGGGGUCGAGACGAGAAGUCCAAGAGAAUGGAGUAGGAAGGCUAGGUGGAUCGUUUACGUCGUAAGUCGUUUACGAUUCAACGUGGCGAAAUGCGAAAAUCUUGAUUCCGCGACCUCGCUUGGACCUCGCUCGAAAGUUUCCCACUGUAUGAAUCGAAUUUAUUCGGAUGAAACAGGAUGAAAUAACGGUCGAUGUAGAUGCAGAGAAUCACGAAUGAACAAUUAUCGGAUCAACGGAUCCUGACGGUCCUCGAUUGAGUGUCAAAUUUCUGGAAUUCACGUUCGCGAUUGCACUCGGCAACACCCGAUUAUGUGUCAUAUUUUGUGAUAACAAUACUACGUCAACUGUGUCGCCGUGGUAUCGCGAUAAGACAUUAAAUAAUGGCAAGUGAAUCUUGGAAUGUCUUGGUAACGGGAGGCGCUGGUUAUAUCGGUUCUCAUACAGUAUUGGAAUUAGUACAGGCGGGUCUUCGGGUGGUGGUAAUAGACAACCUUAUCAAUGCAUACAAAGACUCAAAUUCUGAGAAACCAGAAUCUCUCCUCAGAGUGGAAAAAUUGACAAAUAAAAGUAUUGUAUAUAUUGAUUGUGAUAUCACAAACAUCAAUGAUUUAAGAAGUGUAUUUCAGAAACAUACUUUUCAUUGCGUUAUACAUUUUGCUGCAUUGAAAGCAGUUGGUGAGUCAUGUCAGAAACCACUCGAGUACUAUAAAACUAAUGUCAGCGGCACAAUAAAUUUGCUAGAAGUUAUGCGGGAAAACAAUGUAAAACAUUUUAUUUAUUCAAGUAGUGCCACAGUUUAUGGUGUACCUGAGCAACUUCCUUUAGUAGAAGACAUGAAAACUGGUAACUGUACAAAUCCGUAUGGAAAGACAAAGUUCAUGGUGGAAGAAAUACUAAAAGAUUUGUGUACAUCAGAUAAGGAAUUUUCCGUUAUAUCUUUGAGAUAUUUUAAUCCUGUCGGCGCACAUCCCUCAGGUGAAAUUGGAGAAGAUCCCAAUGGUAUUCCAAAUAAUUUAAUGCCCUAUAUUGCACAAGUUUCUGUUGGAAAAAGAGACAUGUUAUACAUUUAUGGGAAUGAUUAUGAUACCCCUGACGGUACAGGUGUACGUGACUAUAUUCAUAUUAUGGAUCUGGCAGUUGGACAUAUGAAAGCUGUAAAGUAUCAAAAAACUCGUAAUCCAACGGGAUUUAAGCCGAUAAAUCUUGGUAGUGGAAAGGGCUAUUCUGUGCUUCAAGUUAUACAUGCAUUUGAAAAAGCAUCUGCACGGAAAAUACCAUAUAAGAUAGUUGAACGUAGACCAGGUGAUGUCUCCACCAGUUACGCGGAUGCUAGUAUUGCUAAUAAGGAAUUAGACUGGACUGCUACAAAAAAUUUGGAUGACAUGUGCGCAGAUACGUGGAAAUGGCAACAAAAUAAUCCUAACGGAUAUAAACUUUAAUAAAUAUUAUGUCUAAAUAAUUAAGAGAAGCAUCUGGAGCUUGCUAUUACAUUUGCCUUCCGCAUAUCAUUGGCUAGAUAACGAAGCCAUGGUGGUAUACAGUUACCAAAGUUUAGACCAAAGCAUUAAAAAAAUAAUUUUUUAUCUUCUGUUAAUUAAGCAAAUUUUAUAUAAUGAGAAUUUAUAUAUCUAACAAAAUAUAAUAUUCUAUUAUUCACUUUGUGUUUAUGUAAAUCUGUUAAAUAUAUUUUAAGACAUAAUUUUUUUGUAUGUUAAAACUAAAUCAAUUUCUAUUAUUACACAAUAUGGUGCCAUUUUAAAUAGUCAC